CCCUGCGCCUGCAAAAGUCAAGCUCCAACAGACAGCAGAUCAGCGCAGUCACGAGAGCAUCUUCUGGCUCAUCGAUCCUUUUUCUCUCCUUCCUCCCCUAGCCUGCUCAAUCAUCUCCUCCUCUCUCUGCCGGGAAUCUCGAAAUCAAACGGUUGCUGGUGCUUGCAGAGUCGCUGCACUCCAACCCGAAAAGAUGGCGGCCGUGGUCGAGGAGAAAUCAUCAUCGACAUCUGCAUUGUCUUUCUUAACAGACAAUGCCAUCGCCGCAACCAUCGCAGACUCUUACUCCAAUCUUUCGGCGAGGAGGAAGUUAUUGGGUCUCGAGAAUCCCGGGACGGUCGACAACAUUGCGCGCGAAGUCCAAAAGGAUGUUCUCCUGUCUAAUUUCAUGUUCUCCGGCUUGCGCUGCGACUUGCAAAAGGUCUUCAGCAUAAACCCUCUAUUCCGCCUACAACAUGGCUUUGCCAUGGGCUCCCAAGCUUUACCGCCGUGGCAACUAAUGGCGUUGUAUGGCACUUCUGAUAUUUUCAUGCAAGCUGCCUACUCGAGCGACCGAUCUUUGACGGCCUGGGGAAACCUUCGAUGGUCUCCACGAUUCGUGACUAAGACGCAGACCUCGAUUGACCCGAGACAGACCCAGGCAAUGGUGCAAAUCGAGAACGAGUACACGGGCAAUGAUUUUUCGGCGUCAAUCAAGGCUCUCAGUCCAUCGAUCAUGGAAGGUGGCCUCACGGGUAUCUUCAUUGGAAGCUAUCUGCAAUCAAUCACACCCAAGCUUUCAUUGGGUCUCGAGGGUGUAUGGCAGCGACCCGCACUGAACAGCAAACCCGAGACUGCGUUGUCGUACUGCGCGAGAUACAAGAGCACCGACUGGAUCGCUAGUGCCCAAUGGCUGAGCCAAGGCUCAUUGGGAGCCACAUACUGGAGACGAUUGACGGACAAGGUCGAGGCUGGUGUUGAUUGUCAACUACAAUUCGCGCCUGGCGCUGCCAUGUUUGGAGGUCCUCGACGAGAAGGCACGACAACUGUUGGUCUCAAAUACAGCUUCACCAACUCGGUCUAUCGUGCGCAAGUCGACAGCGCUGGAAAGUUCGGCGUCGUUCUAGAGAGGCGGGUUGCACCUCCAGUGACAUUGACUUUUGCCGCCGAGAUUGAUCAGUGGAAGAACACCCACAAGCUUGGUGUCGCUGUCUCGCUUGAAGGUGCUCCGGAAGAACUGCAGGAAAUCGCGGAGCGCGCAGAGAAUCAGAACGCCCUUCCACCGCCAAUUUAGUGCAUGCGCGUGGUAUAACUUCAACACCCUCUUCGAAAAUGUUUUACUACCUCUCCUCUUCACUCUCAAGCAAGUACCUUCGACAAGGCCAGGCACCCCAAGGGUUUCAUACAUCGGCGUGGUGAGCAGACGACGGAGACCCAACUUUGAAGCCCCCACUGCCACCAGACCUGUUCAGGACUGCCAACUCUGCCGGGUUUGGAUUCUUCCCUACUGUUCAAGGGACAAAAGAGGAGUGUUCGACUUGCUCACUUUUCUCAAUGUAUCUGUAUGUAUGGGCAGAAAGAUCAUGACGAAGUUGGUGGGCGAGCCGUGUUUGGUCUGGGAUGGCCACCCUCGCCGGAUGAGAUUCGACCACGAAAUCUAUCAAUACUGCAUAAUAGAAGAAAAAGGAAGGCCUGUAUCAAUAAAACCAGAUGCUGGAGUUUUUGUGACUGCUUUGAAAAGUUACCUUUUGCCCUACAGCCCAUUACCUUGUGUGUUGUGCGCACUGUACACCUGGCGAGAGCAAAAGGUGUGCUCGCCAUUGAAUCCAUGACUCCCCUUUACCUUGCCUUCGACUUCUACCGUCAGAGUGUUUCCGAGUUAGAUAAUUGCCCACGAUUGUACAAUCUUAC
Molecule: messenger RNA, 1890 nt
Organism: Cladophialophora immunda
Lineage: Eukaryota; Fungi; Ascomycota; Eurotiomycetes; Chaetothyriales; Herpotrichiellaceae
Exons: 3
Coding region: 194-1273 (359 amino acids)
Biological process (GO): protein import into mitochondrial matrix
Cellular component (GO): mitochondrial outer membrane translocase complex; mitochondrial outer membrane
Molecular function (GO): transmembrane protein transporter activity
Source: RefSeq, a predicted model, not a curated record